Messenger RNA from Girardinichthys multiradiatus, 959 nucleotides. RefSeq names its product troponin I, fast skeletal muscle-like. Bases 128 to 643 code for a protein of 171 amino acids. Gene Ontology annotation, biological process: muscle contraction. The transcript has 7 exons. Gene Ontology annotation, cellular component: troponin complex. The record is from RefSeq and is a predicted model, not a curated record. Lineage: Eukaryota; Metazoa; Chordata; Actinopteri; Cyprinodontiformes; Goodeidae.
AGCUCCACAUUCACAUCAGAGGCCUCAUAUAUAUACACCCUGAUGAUGAUUUCUUCCCACUGCCUCCACUGUCCUCCUUCUUGGCUUUCUGUUUCAUUGUAGGCUGUGAACAAAAGAAACUGCCAACAUGUCUGAGAAGAAGAUGACUUCCAGCCGCAGGCACCACCUGAAAAGUUUAGUUCUCUCUGUGGCAGCAACCUGGCUUGAGAAGGAAAAAAAGGAAGUUGCUGAAGCCAAGGAGGCCUACAUGGCUGAGAAAUGUCCUGCACCAAACCUUAGUGGAGAUCAGGCUUCCCUCAUGGAAACCUGCAAAAAGUUACAUGCUCUCAUUGACGUUGUGGAUGAGGAGAGAUAUGACUUGGAGGCCAAACUUGGCAAGAGUGAUAAAGAGAUUGAAGACCUCAAGAUCAAAGUAGUGGACCUCGCUGGAGUAAAGAAACCAGCCCUGAAGAAAGUGCGUAUGUCUGCUGAUGCUAUGCUGAAGGCUCUGCUGGGCUCCAAACACACGGUUAAUAUGGACCUGAGGGCCAACCUGAAGCAGGUCAAGAAAGAGAGCAAAGAAGAGCCCACAGAGGCAGUUGGUGACUGGCGUAAGAACAUUGAGGACAAAGCGGACAGAAAGAAGAUGUUUGAGAGUGCUUAAAGAACUGAACUCUACUCCUCCAGUUGCUCUGGGCUGUUCAAACAUUUUUGAAAUGUCUGACAUUCUACAUUGAAUUAUCUUGUGUUUCAUAAAAUAAGUGUGUUUCAGCCUGCUUUUGUUAUUGUGCAUUUGUAUAGUGCCUAAAGCAGCAUUAGCUCAGAAAGUAAAGUAGCUGACCAUCUGUUGGAUGACUGGUCAUUGAAUCCCCAACUUUUCCAGUGAAAGUGUCCUUGUCCGAGAUACUAAACACAAUAUUGUCCCUCAUAUGUUCCUCACUCAACAUCGGAUAAAAUAAUAAAUAUAAUGCAGUGGUUUA